AUGCUAGACAAAAAUACCUCCAUUACCCUCAACACACAAUCAAAUUAUCUUGCUGUUGAUUCUACUGUUAUAUCAACACCAGUGUGCCACGUCAGCAACAUAAAUGGAGAACAAUCACAGUUAGAGAAGUGCUCCAGUGCCAACUUACUAAAUGCUGCAAAUGAUGAUGAUUUAAUCAGGCUAGAACAGGCUGCUACUAAGGCACAAGCAGCUUUCAGGGGAUACUUGGUUCCUUUGAAGAAGGAAAAUGGUCAGAUAUCAAUGGUGCUUCUUUUCCAAAGUCAAGAAAGCAUUGCUGGAGUGAAAUUUAUGGCAACUUCUAUGACUUUACCUCUCUUGUUCGUCAACUGGAUAUUCCUAGUGAAAUAUAUGAAAAAAAGAUCUUCCCAGAAGCUCAUUGUCAAUUUUGUCAAGAACCGGGUCAUUUUGGGUAAAAGAAUGCCCAAAGGGAGCUCCACUUUCAACCAUGUCAGAAAAGUGUUGGAUUGUGAGAUUUACAGGAUGACUGUGUGA
This is a messenger RNA of Lactuca virosa, 513 nucleotides long. Lineage: Eukaryota; Viridiplantae; Streptophyta; Magnoliopsida; Asterales; Asteraceae. The record is from the annotation of a GenBank genome assembly.